Messenger RNA from Lactuca sativa (garden lettuce), 1060 nucleotides. The record is from RefSeq and is a predicted model, not a curated record. Lineage: Eukaryota; Viridiplantae; Streptophyta; Magnoliopsida; Asterales; Asteraceae.
UUAUUUAGAGGGGGCUACAAACUGUGCUUUGGCCUUUGUGCAAUUACAAUUCAAUAAUUUCCUAUAUAUCCUUUUUCCAAUUCUUUAUUUUUGUUAUACAGUGGUUCUCUUUUCUAAUUUGAAUGUGAAGAAAUCAAUGAGAUCGAUGGGAGAAUCUGAGGUAGUGUUGUUGGGGUGGCCACUAAGCAUGUUUGGUGCAAGGGUUAAAAUUGCUUUGGCUGAAAAGGGUGUCAAGUACGAGUACAAAGAAGAAGUCUUCCUACACAACAAAAGCCCUCUUCUUCUCAAGUGCAACCCGAUUCAUAAAAAAAUCCCAGUUUUGAUUCACAAGGGAAGAUCUGUAUGUGAAUCCAAAAUCAUAGUCGAGUACAUUGAUGAGUUGUGGAAGGGUGAAUCACCAUUGUUGCCUUCAGAUCCUUAUCUCAGAUCUCAAGCCAGGUUUUGGGCUGACUAUAUUGAUAAGGUUAUAUAUACCGUUGCGAUGAAAUUCAAUUCGGGCCCAAAAGGCGAAGAGAUGCAAAAAGCAAGGCAUGAAUGCUUGGGGUACCUCAAUGUGUUAGAAGGGGAGCUUGGGGAGAAACCAUAUUUUAUGGGUGAUGCCUUUGGUUAUGUUGAUAUUGCACUGAUGUCUUACUACAACCAUUUCUUUACAUAUGAGACUCUUGGGGGCUUCAGUCUUAAGAUCAACAGUCCAAAGUUGUUUGCUUGGGCUACAAGAUGCAUGAAAAGGGAGAGUGUUUCCAAGAGUCUUCCGGAUCCACAGAAGAUUUAUGAUUAUACAAUUGUAUACCGAAAGAACAUUGGCGUAGAAGACUAGUUCGGAUUAAAUUAGGUUGUUUGUUUUAUGUUAUUAGGAAAUCAAUCCGUAUCUUGUGGGUUGCUUAUCAUUAAGACCGAAUGGUAUACAUUGCACGAGAUGGUCUAGGUGGCCACGAACCACGACCGUGCACACCACCCUGGUGGUUCGUGGUGGCUCGUGGUCGUGGCCUUCCGUGCUCUGGACAACGAUCCUAAAUGCCCAAUAGCCUUCAUUUCUUGCAUUAAAUAUCCUUUUACCUUU